AACGGCAUUACGUGGCGCUGAAAGUAUUUUUGAAAAUAAAUUAAAAUCGAUUACCGCAAAAUGAAGAAACAUAUUCUGCAAUCUGUAAUCGUUCUGCUACUAAGUAAUAUUCGUUUUAGUUUGGGUUAUUUCAUUACUGUUGAUGCUCACUCAGAGGAAUGUUUCUUCGACCGCGCAGAGGCAGGAACCAAAUUAGGUCUAAUGUUUGAAACUAUCGAGGGAGGUUUUCUGGAUAUUGAAGUUCGAAUCAUUGGACCGGACCAAAAAGUUAUUUAUCAGGGCGAAAAAGAAUCUUCCGGAAAAUAUACUUUUUCUGCGUACGAAACCGGUGUCUACCAUUACUGCUUUAGUAAUAAAAUGUCAACAUUAACACCGAAGGUUGUCAUGUUUUCCAUGGAAAUUGGAGAAACACCUAAAGGGACAAUUGGAGCAGUAAAUGAAGGUGAAGUAGGACACACUAAGUUGGAGGAUAUGAUUAAGGAAUUGUCGGGAACAUUGACCAGUAUUAAGCAUGAACAGGACUAUAUGCACGUCAGAGACCGAAUCCAUCGCACGAUAAAUGAAAGCACAAACUCACGAGUCGUAUUGUGGUCUGUGUUCGAAGCCUUGGUUUUGGUGGUAAUGACGAUAGGGCAAGUGUAUUACUUGAAGCGGUUUUUCGAAGUUAAGCGGGUUGUGUAGAUCUUGAUUAGAAGAGCGUGUUAUAAAUUUGUUCUGUGCUUUUUUGUGCUUAAUGAAAAUAAAACGGUACUGUCACGAAGAAAAUAGUUCCGUUUCUCAAUCCAUCUGUAGCAUAUUAAGCGAGUGGAAUCAUUUGCAGAGCAAGAUUAAUAGACGAGGUUAAAGAAUGCACUCCUCUGGCGACCAGCAAUAUUAUAUGAUUAUAGCAAUCUCUUGUCAUUUGACCUAACGGCAUAUUGUUAGACCGAUUGUCCAUUUCUGGAAAACUGAAAGUAAAGCUACUUGGCCAAAAAAACGUAAAUCAGAAUGUACAAACUCGGAGAAAACUACGACCACAUCCGAGAAAGUAAUUUCUAGAAAAUGGACCGACAAACUACAUAAAAUUAGUUUUAUUAGUGUAAAUUUUAAUCGAUACCUAACAUUAACGUCAAAAUUUAAUUCUUAACGAUUGGGUAACCAAAUUAGGUUUUACAUUUUUAGAAUGUUGCAAACCAGUCUAUACCUACUUUCUAAAACUUUGG
Sabethes cyaneus is the source of this 1202-nucleotide messenger RNA. RefSeq names its product transmembrane emp24 domain-containing protein 2 (gene CHOp24). NCBI's taxonomy places the organism in Eukaryota, Metazoa, Arthropoda, Insecta, Diptera, Culicidae. The transcript is spliced from 4 exons. Gene Ontology annotation, cellular component: COPII-coated ER to Golgi transport vesicle; endoplasmic reticulum-Golgi intermediate compartment; endoplasmic reticulum. Bases 61 to 681 code for a protein of 206 amino acids. The record is from RefSeq and is a predicted model, not a curated record. Gene Ontology annotation, biological process: Golgi organization; endoplasmic reticulum to Golgi vesicle-mediated transport; intracellular protein transport.